CGUCUGACUCAAUCACACAACGCCGCUAAGCUAACCAAUUUCGGGACAUAGAAUGAGUCGCAGACUCCUUCUCAACAAGGCUACAACAAAGAUUUGCCUCCCACCACACCCAAAAGCAGCGACGGUCGCAACACGAAGGCAAAAAUACUAUGAUACUGUACCAUGUCUACGAAGUACCGUGCAUACGCUAACACACACCAGCUACACCCGUCUCCAGAAAUGUAACCGAAGGAACCGACGAGAAACUCUGGGGAACAAAACCGUCCAAGAGGACAGGUCCCUCACCAGAAAAAAAUGGAAGGGGCGAAGAAAAGGAGAUGGUGAGAGGAAGGGGAGAAGGGAGAAAAGGGAAAGGAGAAAGGAGAAAGAAGAAAGGGGGGAGAGAGGAAAAAAAAAAAAAAAGUCCACUUACCCUCCGGUGUGUGAACAUGGGGCCAGAACAUCCCAAGGCGUAAGAGCCUCCUUUCUUUUCUAUCCCAGAAUGGGUGGUUAGUGACUGCCGCGCGCCCCUGUUCAGUCAGUUCCACGCAGCUCCUUGUUUUUCUUGCGUCCCAGCUCGCAUCACUCACUCACUCACACACACUCCCACCCAGCCUCCCUUCCCCCCUUCCCUUGUGUGCCGUUGAUGUGGUCGCUUUGUCCCCUUCAUUCGCCCGCCCUUCCCAACAAGCAGUGCCCCCCCCGGGAGCACGUCUCAACCGAGGGAGGAAAAAAAAAAAAAUCGCUUGCUCCGCUGUUCAAAGUCGUGUCCAUCCAUUCUUCAUGAUUCUUCGCCAAAGUUUUCCCUGUUCCCCCUAAGAACCCGCCUCCCUAAUUUCUCGCCCUUUGCUCGCAACAAGUUCGACCCUCUGCGUUUUUCCUCCAUGGAAAGAUAAAAAUGUCGAAACAAUGAAUGGAAAAAGGGUUUGCAUUAGUUUGACGGUGACGGCCACUCCCCUAGGUGCCGGCUGACAAGCACAAAAAAAAAAACAUGAGAAGGGAAGGGAAAUCCCUGCCAUCAAGGUGGAGAAGGGGUGAGAGAAAGAAGAUCAAAGGAGGAGCGGAU
Messenger RNA from Tuber aestivum (summer truffle), 1045 nucleotides. The record is from the annotation of a GenBank genome assembly. NCBI's taxonomy places the organism in Eukaryota, Fungi, Ascomycota, Pezizomycetes, Pezizales, Tuberaceae.